Messenger RNA from Betta splendens (Siamese fighting fish), 2731 nucleotides. RefSeq lists its product as uncharacterized. Gene Ontology annotation, biological process: response to bacterium. The record is from RefSeq and is a predicted model, not a curated record. The transcript has 6 exons. NCBI's taxonomy places the organism in Eukaryota, Metazoa, Chordata, Actinopteri, Anabantiformes, Osphronemidae. The coding region runs from base 814 to 1833 and encodes 339 amino acids.
AUGUGUGGUCCCAGGGUCACAGAGUGACUGAAGUGAAGGGACUAGUUGAAAUGAGUUGACUAUGCUGUUACUGAGUGGGCAGGAAAUGUCAGUAUAUUGCUCAACCUUCAGUGGCCUAAAUUCCUUAAACGCUUAUGAACACCACAACAUGGAGAAGACAGAACAGGGGGUCUUGCUGAGUGUACUUAUAACCAACUGUAUUACCAAUAAUAAAACACAAAUAUUUUGUCUUGUAAACAAACCUUACUGUUUGUGUUUCCUGCUGCCAGAGAUGAGGUUGUGACGGCAAUCUGUAAAUCAUGAAUCCAUCAGAGUAAUAUCAGUUCCUGCUAGUUAAAUACUCCGGUUGCUGAAAUGUGGCUGUAAAGGGGCGUGUUAACCCGCCCCCACCAUCAAACUGAGGGUAAAUUUGAGGGCACGUGUGUGUUUCAUGACCUUUAACUUUUUGAUUAGCCUACUUAAAUCUAGGUCUUCAGGUUUUUUUUUUUCAUUUUGUUGGCACGCACCUAUUUCCAUUCCACAGACCAUGUUGUGGUUGACCAAGGUGUGGUUAGUUAAUACCAAAGUGUUGAUCACUUAUCAGUUCUACACACAGGAAACUCUCAAACAGUGGGAGAUUUAGGUCUCAAACAACAGUAGUCUUUUUUUUUUCUUCACUGAGAAAUACGCAACCUGUUUUAUGCAGAUAAUGAACCAAUCAGAAGUGACAGAUGAGGCAGAAUAUAGGACAGGCUGCUGUUGGUAAAUCUUUUAGGUCUGCCGUUUACUGUAGAUGCCCAACUACAGUGGAGAAGACGCAGGACCACAGACAAGAUGCUGACAUAUAUCAUAUAUAUUUUCCUCCUCUGCUCUUUGUGUGUGGCGGAGUUCAGUGAGAUCUCUCAGCCCGUUCCCUUCCAGACAGCAAAGCUUGGAGACACGACAACUAUUGAGUGUGACAUAGACACUGCAAUGAACAAGGGAGCGUGGUACAAACUGACCACCGGGAACAGACUACAGCUUGUGGCAGAAAUGAACUUUCGCUAUAAUUUAACUACAGUUCCUGAUGAAUUUCAUCAACGUUACACAGUUAAAUCUGGCAGUCAUCUGAGUAUCACUGCUACCGUGUGGGAGGACGUUGGAACCUACUUCUGUGGAGUAAUGACCUUAAGCAACAUUGAGUUUGGAUCAGGAACCUUUCUAAUGCUGAAAGGUGCAAACAUGGUUGGUAGCUCUGUGGUCCAGCAGCCAGCGUAUCAAUCAGUCCAUCCAGGAGGUUCUGUGACCCUCAGCUGCUCUGUUCACACCCAUCACUGCUCAGCAGAUCACACUAGCUUCAUGUGGUUAAAAACCUCUGAGGGCUCUGGUCCAGAAAUAGUUUACUCCUCUGAAAAUAAGAGAAACAGCUGCCAGAAGAUGGAGGAUGAAACAACAUCAUGUGUGAACAACCUUGUGGUAAAGAACCUCGACACUGAUGCCGCUGGAACCUACUACUGUGUUGUGAUUUCAUGUGGAUGCGUGAGGUUUGGGAACGGAACCAGGAUCGAUAAAGUAGAAACAGCCUCCUUGAACCAGACUUCAACUUUCAUUGCACUGAUUCUGUCAAACAUCUUUCUUGGGCUUGUGAUACUUGGUCUCAUUUGGGCACUUUGCAUGAGUUGGAGGAGCAACUCUGCAGGGGUUACUGGACCUUGUGAAGGAAAUCAGACUGGUGAUGGUGUUAUCUAUGCUUCAGCUAUGUGUUUGUCCCCAAGAGGCGUCGACCUCACACAAGAUGCAGUGCAACACAGUGGAGACCUGGUAGUUUAUUCAAAAAUCAGAGACUUUCAACAGAACUCAGAACCACGUCUCUGAACCAGUCUUGGACAGUGAGCUUGGGUCUUGCUGACCUACGGUACAAACUCAUCACUUUGCUUCUUUAGCACCUAGCUGCAGAGCUUAUAUAUGUAUACAUGCGCUAUUUGUCUUUGACCUGAAAUUUGGCCAGUAACUAGACAAAACCAUCUAGAUUUAGUGCCUGCUACAAGGCUUGUGCUACUGUUUGUUACAUCUAACUGGUUGUGGUUAUGAAUUGUCAGCACACUUGAGAUGUGUACGCUUAAACCUUCUGCUAUUGUACAGCUGACCACGAUUUAAGCCGUGUGCAUUGUGAUGACUCACGUGUACAGUAAGUCAACAAGACCUCACAUCAUGCAGCACUGAAAACAGUGUAAGUUGGUCAGAUGGUAAAACAGAAACUUGGGCCUUGUUCUCUCAAAUCAUAAAUGCAUGCAUGAGAAAAGCAUCUCCUCUAGACUAUUAUUGCCUUUUGUAAACAGAAACAACAAGCGAGUGCAAGCUUUGCUGGCCACCUCUUUGUGUUUUGAGUCCUGUGGUGAACUGAGGUGUGAAGCAUUGCAGACCAGUUUCCGCUGGUGGAAACUUAGGUUCCAGCAUGUACACAGGAAGAGUGGCCUGUGGCCUCCGGGGACAACGUAAUCAGCACAAACGGAAGCCAAGACAUUUUGUAAAGGCAGCAUGUGUGACAAUGACUGUGUGAUUAGGAUGUUUUUUUGUAAUAAAGCCAUGGGUAGUAAGAGCUGAAAAUUUGUGUAAUAUUUAUUUUCUCAUUACCUUCUUUAAUUGAUUGUGACUAACGCACUAUGAGAGGAUGUAAAGUAUAAAUAAAUAAUAUGUAUAUAAGUAUAUAAUGUAAGGCCAAUCUUUCAUUUUUUUAGCAAAAAUCUAGGGGCUUCCAUCAGAACACAUUAAA